Ciona intestinalis (vase tunicate) is the source of this 884-nucleotide messenger RNA. RefSeq names its product troponin C, body wall muscle. NCBI's taxonomy places the organism in Eukaryota, Metazoa, Chordata, Ascidiacea, Phlebobranchia, Cionidae. Gene Ontology annotation, molecular function: calcium ion binding. The record is from RefSeq and is a predicted model, not a curated record. Gene Ontology annotation, cellular component: myosin II complex.
GGAAUUGGAGUAACAGUUGUCGACUCGCCUUUCUCUAUUCUUAUGCUCCCUUAACCGAAGCCUCAACGCCCGAACUUCAUUCUCAGCUUCGCUUCUCAGUUUCUAAGCACGGACAAGAGCUAAAAGGCAGUUCCUCACCAACAAAAAUGGAGAUCAACCUGUCAGAUGAACAAAAAACAGAAUUUCGUGCCGCCUACGAUAUUUUUGUAACUGACUCCGAUGAUGGUACGAUCUCCACAAAGGAGUUGAGCAAGUUAAUGAAAAUGCUCGGGCAAAAUCCAACUGCCGAGGACUUGCGAGAAAUGAUAGCAGAGGUUGAUAUUGAUGGCAGUGGAACGAUCGAUUUCGAGGAGUUCUGCUUGAUGAUGUACCGCCAGAUGCAAGCUGAGGAGGAGGCGAAGAUUCCCGAACGUGGAGAGAAAGAGCUUUCCGAAGCUUUCCGAAUGUUCGACCUUAAUGGAGACGGUUUUAUCGAUUGGGAUGAAUUAAAGAUGGCGAUGGAAGGAACAGGUGAGUCUAUUGAAAAGUGGGAGGUCGACGACAUGAUGAACGAUGGAGACAAAAACCAGGACGGCAUGUUGGACUAUGAAGAAUUCCUCAACAUGAUGAAGUUUGUCCAGUAAACUAAAACCACUGACUCAUGGAAUGUCAUCAGUCGAAGAGGGCAAAAACAUUUGAAACGAAACUUUUACACAAUUAUCUGUGCACGCAAUUAUUAUUCUACAAUUAAAAUCUCCCACUAAAAUCAAAGUGGAUUUCUUGCUGGUUAAGGGUGGUCAUAAAACAACAGGCAGCCCAGUAAAUUAUUCAACUGCUGCUGUUUUGCUUUGUCCCAACGUAAACUUAUGGUGCUUUGUACAAAAUAAAACAAAGAGGAUUUUAAA